Vidua macroura (Pin-tailed whydah) is the source of this 4897-nucleotide messenger RNA. Its product is annotated as protein O-GlcNAcase-like. NCBI's taxonomy places the organism in Eukaryota, Metazoa, Chordata, Aves, Passeriformes, Viduidae. The transcript has 17 exons. Bases 850 to 4335 code for a protein of 1161 amino acids. Gene Ontology annotation, molecular function: beta-N-acetylglucosaminidase activity. The record is from RefSeq and is a predicted model, not a curated record. Gene Ontology annotation, biological process: glycoprotein metabolic process.
CAUUCUCUGACUGUCUUUGUGGACGGGGUAAUGCUAUCCAUAUCUCCCUGCCUCCAACCAUGCCAUGUCCCUGGGCACCGAGGCCGCUCCAGGGGCACUGAGCUGCUCCCAGUACUCUCCCUGUCAUUUCUGGCCACUCCAGUCUGCCCCAGAAGCCUCCUGCAGGGCCAGGCUUGAAUCCAGCAUUCCCAGCUGCAGGUGGGACAGGUGCUGGCUGCGAGGCAAAGAACAAGGACAAGCACAGCCUGUGCUCAGCACACCCCAGCGUGGAUGACCCAGCCUGGUGGCACUCUGAUGGCACUGUGACCCUGCCAGGUCACUGCUGGUCAGACACUCUUGGGCUUCUUGCUGCUUUGAUGGCCUAGGCAUCGUGACUCGGUUUCCUGACACAACAUAAACCCGCAAAGGGAAGAGGGAGAAGCCACAGAUCCUGGUUUUCCAGGCUCUGAUCCCCAUUUCUCCACCUGUGGUUUUGAUGAAAUGGCUGCAGGUGGGGAGAGCUGCUGAGGGGGGCUUUGCAGUGCCUGGAUGGAUGCAGGAGUGACCCUCUGCACUGUUCUGGCUUCACCCCUCAGACUUGCACGGUAACAAAACUGUGCUGGUGUCCUGGUUUAGGAAUGACAUUCCCCAAUUAAGUGCUCACAUUGAAACAUCCCAGACAAAUUGCUCACAGCCCUACCCUCCCCCAAGGCAGGACAGAGAGGAGAAUUGGAGGCACAAAAAGUAAAGAUCACACCGGCUGAGAUAAGAACAGCGUGCUAGAAACAGCAGUGGGACGUAACCACAGCAAUACCAAUAACAAAGUGCACAAGACAGACGAAAGAUCACACCGCAAACCCUGGCAAAACAAUGACAUCAACAAACAGGCCCAGUGGUCUGAAAAAUAACAAAAUUACUUGGCCGUGUCAAACACCCCGGCCCGUGUGUGUGGGCAGGGCUCUGCGAUGUGCAGCUGCAGGACAGGGAACUCAUGACGUGGCAGCACAUCUGCACAGCACAGCCUGUGGGACGGAGACAGCCACGAGCCAGACGAGCGUCAGCAGCUCAGAGCAGGGGGGCACAAGGCAAAAAGCCCGACACAGGCAGGCAGGUUUCUAUGGGAGACCAUGGUCAAUGGAUCAGAGGAAACUUCUCUUUCAAUGGCUGCAGCGCCGGGGGCUGAACUACUACAUGUACGCGCCCAAGGAUGAGCUGAAGCACCGGCUGCUCUGGAGAGAGCCCUACACAGAGCAUGAGGCAGCCCGCAUGCGGUCUCUCAUCGAAGCUGCCCAGGAGCAGGGGGUGGAGUUUAUUUUCGCCAUUUCUGCUGGCCAGGACAUGGUGUUUUCCAGCGCCGGGGAUCGGCUCCUGCUGCAGCAAAAACUCAGGCAGGUGGCUGCCAUGGGGUGCCGCUCCUUCGCGCUGCUCUUUGACGACAUCGACCCCUGCAUGUGCCAAGCUGACAGAGAUGUCUUCCCCUCCCUGGCACAGGCUCAGGCCUCUGUGGCCAACGAGGUGUACCAGGAGCUGGGCCAGCCCUCCAUCUUCCUCUUCUGCCCUACAGAAUAUUGCAGCUCGCUCUGCUCUCCCAGCCCCAGCCAGUCCUGCUACCUGCAGACCAUCGGCCAGGAGCUGCUCCCAGGGAUCGGUGUCAUCUGGACAGGCCCCAAGGUGGUGUCACAGGAGCUCUCAGCAGAGCUGCUGGAGGAGGUGGAGGCUGUCCUGAGGCGCCGCCCCGUCAUCUGGGACAACCUCUACGCCAACGACUACGACUGCAGACGUGUCUUCCUGGGCCCCUACAUGGGCCGUGCUCCUGGCCUCAUGUCCAGGCUCCACGGGCUGCUCCUCAACCCCAACUGUGAGCUCCAGGCCAACUUCGUCCCCAUACACACGCUGGGCACCUGGUUUCAGAGCGAGCUGGGGAGCUGUGCCCAGCCUGACCAUGCAGGAAUGGAGGGAGCCCUGGGGGACAGCCAAGGUGCUCAGCAUGGAAGCUACAGCCCCCAGGAAGCCUUGGAGCUGGCGCUGCAUGAGUGGGUGGCCGAGAUAAACCAGCAGGGCUUGGAGCCAGGAGGAAGGACCCCAGGACACCCCAGUGUGGGCCUCAAGGGAGGACCAAAGCUGCAGCCUGGCACGGCGGGAGGGCAGGAGGUCACUCCUGACCCUCAGCCCCACAACUCUGCUCCUGGGGCAGAUCCUGAGCCCUGUGGAGUGGCACCAGAGGAGGGGUGCAGGGAGGUGACCUCAGAGCCUGAGAAGGACAGUGGGAACAGGACAGCUGGUGUCCAUCAGCAGAGCCCUACAAGGGCUGGGGACCAGCUCACUGCAGGGGGCUGUGAGCCCUCCUCUGCUCUGCCCAGCGUGGCUGGGAGUGCCCAGCCUGUAGGAAUCCCAGUGGCCACCAAGACCCUCCCCAGCCCAAGCCCCACCACGAGCUCCAGCGAUGGGGCCAACACCACUCAGAACAUUUCCUUGCCCACCAGUGAUGCCAGGACAGGGGAUGGCAGCCCCGUCCAGUCUCCCAGCAGCACCCAGCCUGAGGCCAUCAGGACUGAUGUGCCCCAGACACCCCCAGGACCUGGGGCUGGUGCCAGCCCUGGUGCCCCAGCCCCACUGCCUGAUGAGGUUGGUGCUAGCCCUGGUGCCAUGGCACCACUGCCCCCCAAGGAAGCCAUAACCAGCUCCCCAGCACAGGUGACCCCAGAGGAGCCCAGGACCAACCCCAUGGCACCAGUGACCCCAGAGGAGGCUGGGCCUGGCCCCAGGACCAGUCCCAUGGCACCAGUGACCCCAGAGGAGGCUGGGCCUGGCCCCAUGACCCCCAAAGAUGCUGGGACCAGCCCUACAGCAAAGAUGACCCCAGAGGAGUCCAGGACCAGUCUCAUGGCACCAGUGACCCCAGAGGAGGCUGGCUCUGACCCCAUGACCCCCAAGAAGGCCAGGACCAGCCCCACAUCACAGGUGACCCCAGAGGAGGCUGAGUCCGACCCCAUGACCCCCAAGAAGGCCAGGACCAGCCCAACAGCACAGGUUACCCCAGAAAAGGCCAGGACCAGCCUCACAGCACCGAUGACCCCAGAAGAGGCUGAGCCUGGCCCUGUGGCACUGAUGACCCCAAAAGAGGCCAGAUCCAACCUCACGGCACCACUGACCCCAGAGGAGGCCGUGUCCAGCCCUACAGCACCACUGACCCUGGAGGAGGUGCGGAUGCUGGUGGAGCUCUUCUACCUGCCCUACCACCAUGGGGCUCUGGCACAGGAGCUCCUGGAGCACUUUCGGUGGCUGCGGGCGAACAGCCUCAGCGUGGGGGUCCCGGCCACGGGGCCUGAUGCCUGCGGGGGCACGCGGUGGCGAGGCCGGGCUCAGUCCUUCCAGCUGCUCUGCGCACGGACGUGCCGCCUGCACAGCCGCUUCGUCAGCACCGCCGGCAGGGCGCUGCUCUACGACCUGCACCCCUACCUCUGGGACAUCCGCAACAUGCUGCUGGCCGCCAGUGCCUUCGUCCUCUGGCUGGAUGGUCACCUCCUCUGCGACCCUGACCCCAAGGGCACCUGGGGGAGCUGCUUUGGCUGGUGCCAGAGUAUCACUGCCCCGAUGCUGCUGGGGAGGGAUGCCGAGCCCUGGGCGCGCCGUGGGGGCCUCUUUGGAGAGCUGCAGGCACUUCUGCCCGUGGGGAACAGCUGUGACCUCUUCUACCAUCCACCCCCACUCUUCCCGUCCAGCCAGCUGUACCUGCUGCGCCCGCUGCUGCCCCUGGACAAGGGAGAGCUUUACCGCAUGUGCCGGGAGAGUUUGGACUGUGAUCCCAAAGUGGCAGAGAUCCUCGUGGCCCACCCGGAUCUCCUCGGUGACAGGCUCCUGGGCAGCUUCCUCAGCCUGAGCCCCGAGUACACCUUUGUGCUGGAGGACGAGGGUGGCCCGUGUGGCUACGCAGCCGGAGCGCUCCACGCCGAAGGCUUCCUGCAGCAGCGAGACAGCAGCUGGCUGCCAGCCAUACGGCACAAGUACCCCCCAGACCUGGGCACGGGGGGCCCAGCUCUGGGACAGGAUGCCCUGGAGGAAGCAGUGCUCUUCUUCCACGCAGAGCCACUGGCAGUGCCCCAGCCUGUGCUGAGGCGUUUCCCCUCCCUGGUGCAGCUGGGCACGGCCCCCCGUGUGCUGGACGUGGGGGCCAGUCGCAGCCUGGCCCUCUGCCUGCUGAGUGCACUCAGGGCCAAUGGGUCACGGGGAGUGUUCUGCCAGGUCAGUGACGCCGACCGGCAGCAGCUGAGCUUCUACAGCAAGCUGGGCUUUGUCGCCCUGCCGGUGGCCUGGGGCAGCUCUCCCGGCGCUCAGCUCCUGGGACGACUCCUCUGACGGGGCACAGGGAGGCAGUGCCCCCAGGCCAGGCUGGUUCCCCAGGCCAGGCUGAACCCCCCCAUCCCACACAGCGUCGGCCUGAGCAAGCGGGAGCAGAGGGGCACCUCAAGCAGGCCAGGUACACAUGAGAGGGGACAUGGGGGCGAGCAGGAUGUCACUGGGAUGUGUGCAGGGCUGUGAGGUACCUGGGUAGCAGAGAGUUAUUUCUGCUACUCACGGGAUUUGGCCACCUCUGUGCCACCCCAACUGUUGCUGUUUGCUGGGUACCCUCCACCUUUGCUGGGGAGCCAGGCUGUCUGCAGACCCUCAGGAGGUCAUGAGCAGUGUUUGGGUUUGUGGUCCUGGGUGUCCUUAUCACGCAGGCUGGGCUGCCCAGCUCUCUCCAUCCCCCGUGUGGCUGAAACCAGGCAGCCGGUGCCGGGGCUGGCUCUCGGCACUGAGGACCUGCAUGUGUGUAUGGAUUGAUCUGGUAUGGGAUGCGGUGAGGCAGCCUCUAUUUUUGUGCCUGGGGCCUGAGGGAAGCGCUGUCCUUGGCAAUAAAGCGUUUGCUGGGCUCUCA